AUGGCGAAAUUACCUUUACCUCCUCAACCUGCAAAGGUUGAACCUAUAAAAAACAACCCAAAAAAAUGGCAUAUUCGAGAUGAUCCGAUUACCUGGCAGAAUUGGUAUAAACAUAUAAAUUGGCUUCACACUUCUGUACUUCUUUCAACACCUUUUAUUGCACUCUACGGAUUUUUCACUACAGAUAUUCAGUUGAAAACGUUGAUAUGGGCAAUUAUAUAUUAUUUCAUAACUGGGUUGGGAAUUACGGCAGGUUAUCACAGAUUAUGGGCUCACCGUUCUUACAAAGCAAGUCGUCCUUUAGAAAUUUUUCUUGUGUUUGCCGCUUCUGGCGCCGUUGAAGGUUCAAUUCGAUGGUGGUGCAGAGAUCAUCGAGCUCAUCAUAGGUGGACUGAUACUGAAUUAGAUCCUUAUAAUGCUCACAGAGGCUUUUUUUAUUCUCAUUUGGGUUGGAUGUUAUUAAAACAGAAUCCAUAUCGUAUGGGUCGUGCUGAUAUAUCAGAUCUUAGUGCUGAUCCUUUAAUUAUGUUUCAGGGCAAAUAUUACGGUGUAUUUGCUUUGGUACUUGGGUUUAUAUUUCCUACAAUAGUUGCUGGUUACGGUUGGGGUGAUUGGAGAGGUGGUUUUUAUUACGCUGCUAUUGCACGUCUAGUUUUU
Molecule: messenger RNA, 657 nt
Organism: Racocetra persica
Lineage: Eukaryota; Fungi; Glomeromycota; Glomeromycetes; Diversisporales; Gigasporaceae
Source: the annotation of a GenBank genome assembly